Pectinophora gossypiella (pink bollworm) is the source of this 4674-nucleotide messenger RNA. It is a transcript of the gene Vps16A, whose product is annotated as vacuolar protein sorting-associated protein 16 homolog. Bases 290 to 2797 code for a protein of 835 amino acids. Gene Ontology annotation, biological process: intracellular protein transport; endosomal transport; vacuole fusion, non-autophagic. Gene Ontology annotation, cellular component: endosome; lysosomal membrane; HOPS complex. The transcript has 16 exons. The record is from RefSeq and is a predicted model, not a curated record. NCBI's taxonomy places the organism in Eukaryota, Metazoa, Arthropoda, Insecta, Lepidoptera, Gelechiidae. Gene Ontology annotation, molecular function: actin binding.
AAUCUCGUUAAACGUCAAAAUCCGUGAAUUGUUUGUUAUGAAUUUGUAGUAAAUCCAAGGAAAAAUAUAUUUCCUCUAAUUAAAAUAUUCUCAAAUCAAUAAAAAUGUGCACUUAAUAUAUUUGGUGGAUAUCUGACAUGAUAAUACAAUAAUUCGUGUGGAAAUGGAGUUGCUACCGGCAGAUCUAUAAUUUUGUUGUUUCUAUGAGGAAAAUCUACCAGUUAUCGCCAAACUUAUCACAUUUGUACUCAUAUUUCAUUUCAUAACGUAAACUUUAAAUAAUUGUAAAAUGUCGGCGUUACUGACUGCCGACUGGUUUCAGCUGGACUCCUAUUACAGGAAGUUCGACCUGUACACAAUGGUGUGGGAGAUGGACGAAGGGUUGGAGAACAUGAUAGUGAGCGGGGCUCCAUAUGGAGGUCCUAUCGCUGUGGUACGAGACAGGAAGCAGUUCGUGAGAAUCAUGACCACGUCCAAACCUGUCAUCACUAUCUAUAACUGUGUUGGGACUGUUAUAUCUAAAAUUUUGUGGAACAGUGGAGCUCUGGUGCACAUGGGCUGGUCUGACGGAGAGCAGCUACUAUGUAUACAGGAGAGCGGAGAUGUUUUGAUUUACGACAUGUUUGGUGCCUACCAGCGGACUUUCAGCUUAGGGCAGGAAGUCAGGGAUACCAAGGUAUGCAAGGCGCAGUUGUUCCCGAACCCACACGGGGUGGGGCUGGCGGUGAUCACCACCACCAACCGCAUGUUCCUGCUCAGCAACGUCGCCGAACCCAAAGUUAGAUCCGUGCCGGACUUACCCCGAGCCAACGAGCCCAUAACAUCAUGGUGCGUGCUCAGCACGGGGCUCCGCAACUCGGCCGUGAUCGGCUUCCUCGUGUGCAGAGACAAGGAGAUCUACAAGUGUCAGCUUGGAGAGUCGCGCGCCGUGCUCAUGCGUCCGGAUAUAAGCAACCCAUACACCCAGAUCCUGACAAUGGUGCCGUCUCAGAACGGACGCCACGUGGCGUUGCUGACUGACUCAGGGUUCCUCUGGCUCGGCUCCUCCGACUUCAAGAGCAAAUACUGCGAGAUUGACACCGGGUACAUCAAGCAGCCCAAGGAGCUUGUUUGGUGUGGAUCGCAGGCGAUAGUAGGCCAUUGGGACGACACGAUGGUCGUAUACGGGUUCAAUGGAAACGCGUACCCAUACCCUUACGACGGACCCUUCCAUAUCAUCCCUGAGAUGGACUGCGUACGAGUUAUAUCAGAGUCUACACACGAACUCAUUCAAAAAGUACCAGUGGUUGUUGAAAAGAUAUUUAGAAUAAACAGCGCAGCGCCCGGGUCCUAUCUAUUAGAGGCCUCUAAACAAUUUCAAAAACGCAGCCACAGAGCAGACGAGUACAUCCGCCUAGUGAAGCCAGACCUCUCGAACGCGGUGCAAGACUGCAUAGACGCCGCUGCCUUCGAAUUCAGUCCCGACGUUCAGAAGAUGCUGAUCCGCGCGGCUCAGUUCGGCAAGGGCUUCAUCAUAGACCCAGUACUGACCGACCACUAUGUCAAGACCUGUCGCUGGUUGAGGGUGCUGAAUGCGAUUAGGGAUCCCAAAGUCGCUAUUCCGCUUACUUUCUUGCAAGUACAGAACCUAGGUGAGCGCGUGCUACUAGACCGGUUGAUCUGGCGUCGCCUGCACUGCCUGGCCGGCCACAUCGCCUCCUACCUGCAGAUCAAGGAGGGCCACACCAGGGUGUUGUCACACUGGGCUUGCUAUAAGGUGACCCAGCCGCACCUAGACAACGAGAGCGCGGCGCGCGAGAUCGGUCAAAAGCUCCGCAACGUGCCGGGCGUGUCGUACGCCACCAUCGCGAUGAAGGCCGCCGAGAAGGGACGCAAGUCGCUUGCCAUCAAGAUCUUAGAGUACGAAACCCACAGCAAGUUGCAAGUGCCGCUGCUGCUAGCGUUAGGAGAGGGGCCGACUGCCCUGCUGAAGGCGACGGCGAGUGGCGACACCGACCUGGUGUACACCGUGCUGCUGCACCUUAAGGAGAAGAUGGGCAAACAUGAGUUUGAGCUGACCAUCCGAAGCUUCCCGCUGGCGCAUGCGCUGUAUAUAAAGUACUGCGCGAGCCACAACCGCGAGGCUCUGCGCAAGGUGUAUGUGCAAGAGGACGACUUCCACGGACAAGCCGCCACCCACAUCAGGGACGCCAUAGACCAAACUAACCCGGGCAGUGCCGAGGCCUCGCUUAUAUCCGCCCGGGAGUGCUAUAAGAAGGGCAAGAAUGACUUGGGAGUAUCAAUAUGCGAGGACGCGCGCAAGCUGUGCAAGCAGCAGUCGAGCCUGCAAGAGACGUACGGCGAGAGCUUCAUCGGGCUCUCGCUGCAUGACACUGUGCAGAAACUACUGCUUCUGGGAGAGGUGAAGCUCGCGGACAAGCUGCGGUCCGAGUACCGGAUGCCGGAUAGAAGAUACUGGUGGCUAAGGAUCUUGAUACUAGCAGAGAGGAGCGAGUGGGGUGAACUGGACAAGUUCUCCAAGUGGAAGAAGUCUCCAGUGGGAUACGAGCCAUUUGUGGACGCGUGUCUUAAACAUAACAAGAGCGAUGAAGCCCUCAAGUACCUGCCGCGGUGCCGAGACGAUAUCAAGGUCAAAUAUUAUGUUAAGGCUGGGUUCUACGAGGAGGCCGCACAAGUAGCGUUCGAGCAGAAGGACGAGGGAGCAUUAGCGUUUGUACAGAGCAAGUGUCCUAUCAGGGAGACCCUCAAACAGGAACGCAUCGCCGCGCUCAUCGAACAACUCGCCACCAGGAAGUAAUUUGGUAACUGGGGAGUUAAAAAGGCCACAUUUAAACAAUUGGAUAGUUUCCUAGAUCAAAGAUAAAUUAUGAAAUUCUGGUUACCAAAUAAACACAGGUCUAUGUUGUUUUAGUUUUCCCCGAUGGGCAAGGCAAAGGUAACUAUGCCCGUACAGCCAUGUCUUAUGUAUAUUUUUUUCUUGAUGAUGAUUAAUGAAAUGAUCAAAGGUGAUGACGAUGAAUGAUGAAACCUAAGCCCCCACCCUCGCAGCAGACUCCUACUCCGAACCCUAAACGAAUUAACUCAAAAGUUCGCUUAAACUUUUGAAUUAUAAAGCGGCUUGUUGUCACGAAGCGAAAAUAGAUAGGAACACUUUGUUUAUUGAAUAUUCCGAUGUAAUAACACUAUCGCGAAUGUUUUCCGACUAACUUAAUGCGAUCAUUAACCACAAAAAACCACUUCGUAUUAAUUAUUUAGAAAUGGUUAUUCAAUGAAGAAAGCAACCAUCCCGUUUCCGUUCCCACCAAAAAGUCCUAUGUCUGAAGGUGACAAAAAACGUUUUUCCUUUUUCUAUUUAACUUAUUUAUGAAUUUUAAAAAAGAAAAAUGUCUUAAUUAGUAGGACAUUUUGUCACGUUUUUCAAUAACGUCACAGGUUGGUUUUUCAUACAAAUUCCAUAGUCAUUUCGUGUUUUGACGUUUACUAAAAAGUAACUGGUUUGACUAGUUGGAAACUACCCUAUUCGUCUAAAAAGCAAUAAUGUAAUUUGACAUUUGCGCAUAUAAAAAUGCGCAAUGUCAAAUAACAAUAUUGCUUACUGGGAUGAAUUGCCUGAAUACCUAUAGCCUUUUUAAUCCCCCUGAUGUUUCUAACAAGUUUAUAUUGAGUACUAGCUUUGUGUAAAGUUCAAUUCACACGAGCGGUAACAAUCCAAGAGCGUUCUCAGCCAAGAAACGGGAGAUUUUAUGUAACCGCUGUUAUGAAUACGUGAAAAAUAAUCCCUAUUAAUAUUAUAAAUGCAAAAGUAAUUGUCUUUCCUACUUUUUCACGCCUUAACCGCUGUUCACACAUCCCGCAAAUUACUCUCUAAAAAGGUGAAAACAGGACAAAACUGCGGGUGAAAGGCUAUUAAAUAAUAAUACUAAUUCUAUUGGUUCAAAUAUCCGUCGAUAUGCGGUCAAAGGGUACAUACAACCUGGAACAUUCCAAAACCCUGCUCCCAGAACGCUCCCGCAUCGCCUCUGUAUAUUAAGAUACAUGAACCAGAGAGGUAAAAACGUCAGAAAUGUCUAAAUAGGUUUAUUAUUGCAAGUUCUUAUUCACGUAAUAAAAAUGAACAUAAAAAUAUGUAAAGACUCCUUUGUGAUACACUGCUAAUUUCUCCCUCGUUUAAAAAAAAAACAUGUUUAAUCAACUAAGAAAAUAUUUAUAUUGAUUCUAAGAUAAUUAUUAUGUAAGGACUGAUUACUGUAGAAUAACGUUACCUAUUUAUAUAUAAGCAAAUUGCAAAAUUAUAUAGCUUUAUUAAGUAAAAAAUAAAUAAAACAAGUGAUACGGUUGCAGUUGUUUUAAUCAUUUUAUUAUCGACACGGAGAGACAUAGUAUGACACAUCAAAUCACUUAAAAGCCUACUAAAUUAGGUAUAAUUAUCGACAAACCAUCUAAGCGUGUUAUGUCGCGUAACUAACGGAAUUACUUACAAUUACCAAUUAAAACCAACACUUAGAAUUUUCAUUACUUUUUUUUCUCGAAGUGAUGUAAGACUCUUGUAAGUAUGUGAUGUGUUGGAGCACAGUUUAAAAUUAGUUAUAUUAAAAUGUGAUGAAAACAAGAAUACAAGUUUCGCCAGUAAAAUGAUUGAAUUCGUAUAGAGUUCACAACCGUUAAUGGAAUCUA